This is a messenger RNA of Columba livia (rock pigeon), 7461 nucleotides long. RefSeq names its product pleckstrin homology domain containing A8 (gene PLEKHA8). Lineage: Eukaryota; Metazoa; Chordata; Aves; Columbiformes; Columbidae. Gene Ontology annotation, cellular component: cytoplasm. The coding region runs from base 190 to 1803 and encodes 537 amino acids. The record is from RefSeq and is a predicted model, not a curated record. Gene Ontology annotation, molecular function: lipid transfer activity. Gene Ontology annotation, biological process: intermembrane lipid transfer; ER to Golgi ceramide transport. The transcript has 14 exons.
GGCGCGUCCUACGCUAGGAGCGUGGCGGCGGUGGGCAGGCGCGGCGGCGGGGGCCGGGCGGGGCGGGCGGUGCCCCGCGAUGGCCCUGGGUGCCGGCGGCGCGGCGGGGCGCAAGGGGUGGCGGCGGCGGCGGGCGGCGUGACUCCGCCGGGGGGCGGCCACGCUGCAUGGGGGCGGGGGUCGGCUGCCAUGGAGGGGGUGCUGUACAAGUGGACUAACUACCUGAGUGGUGAGUUGCUGCCCGUCCUCAGCCUCUGCGCGGGGCGGCUUCCCUACCGGGGCUGGCAGCCUCGGUGGUUUCUUCUCUGUGGUGGCAUCCUGUCCUAUUAUGACUCUCGGGAAGAUGCCUGGAAGGGUUGUAAGGGAAGUAUCCAAAUGGCUGUGUGUGAAAUCCAAGUUCAUCCUGCAGAUAACACGCGAAUGGACCUGAUCAUCCCAGGGGAACAAUACUUCUAUCUGAAGGCAAGAAAUGCAGUUGAAAGGCAAAAGUGGCUGGUUGCACUAGGAACUGCCAAAGCCUGUCUGACUGACAGCAGGACACAGAAGGAAAAAGAGUUCACUGAAAACACAGAAGCCUUGAAGACUAAAAUGUCUGAACUUAGACUGUACUGUAACCUUCUUGUUCAGCAAGUGCAUAAAACGAAGGAAGCCAGCAUUGCUGCGGUAUCAGAACCAGAGAGCGGAAUUGAUAUGGGAGCUCUGUUAAAAUCAACCUGUGACACCUUCCUGAAGACUCUUGAAGAAUGUAUGCAGAUUGCAAAUACUGCCUUCACUUCUGAGUUAUUGCAUCAGACCCCACCUGGAUCCCCACAUUUAGCAGUUCUCAGAACGAACAAGGUAAAGCACUCUGUCUUGUCUAGUCACACCUCAACAGAAAGGCAGAUGGAAUUGAACCCCUGUGAAAAUGGCUCUGUAAAAGCAGAAAUUAACCAUCAAGAGCAAACCCUUAUUAAAAAUCUGGAAUGUUUAAACCUGGAGACAAAUGAGGGGGGAAGUGAUGUUUCUGUUGAAGAUGACAUGGCAGAGGGUUUGGCAGGCACUAAAGAAAAUGGAGAGAACAAGCUGCAAGCUGCAAAAAGCUCUGGUGCCCACAAGCUGCUGCAGUCAGAAACGAAUUCUUUAAGUGGAUUGACUCUGUGUGAGGAAGACAGAAAUGAAAAUGAUUCUCCUACCUUCUUCAGUGUCAUGAGCAAUAGGUUCAGCGAUAUUGAGCUUCGGGAGGAGGAGGGCAUACCAACAGAGGAGUUUCUGGAGUCGUGUUAUGCAAUUGUACCUGUUCUGGACAAGCUGGGACCAACUGUUUUUGCCCCUGUCAAAAUGGAUUUUGUAGGUAACAUCAAGAAAAUAAACCAGAAAUUUAUAACCAACAAAGAAGAGUUUGAUACCCUCCAGAAGAUAGUGCUCCAUGAAGUGAAUGCAGGUGUAGCACAAGUCAGAAACUCUGCUACGGAGGCUCUCUUGUGGCUGAAAAGAGGUUUAAAGUUCUUGAAAGGGUUUUUGACAGAAGUGAAGAAUGGGGAAAAGAAUAUCCAAACAGCUUUGAACAAUGCUUAUGGAAAGACAUUACGGCAGCACCAUGGUUGGGUUGUCCGCGGAGUCUUUGCUUUAGCUUUAAGGGCAGCUCCAACGUAUGAAGACUUUGUGGCAGCUCUGUCUGUAGAGGAGUGUGAGCCUCAGGAAGAAACAUUUUACAAAGGAAUGCAGAGGGACCUCAACAUUUACCUACCAGCCAUGGAAAAGCAGCUAAAUAUCUUGGACACUCUCUAUGAAGUACAUGGUUUGGAGUCAGAUGAGGUGGUAUGACUACAGCAAGACGGUGUCUUUAAACUUCAGGGACUGUGUCUGUUAACAAAGAUUUAUUUUGUUUUGGAUUUUUUUGGACAUCAUUUCUGUUCAUUGUAUCUUUUCAGGUGGGAAGAGUGUUGUGAGUGUUUUGGGGGAAGGGUAUGUAUGAUUUGUAUUUUUUCAUUGAUGCUUGUUUUGUGUUUAAAUGCGAAGGUACUGUUUCUCUUUGGGUCACAACUAUGUCCAUGAUGAAUGUUUUCUGACAGUUUCUCUCGUGCCUGUGCACUCCCUCUUCUCUUCACCUUGUAAAAGUAACAGAGCAGAUUUUGGCCUUUGCUCCCAUACCUUAGGAGAGAGCUGUGCAGGCAGCGGAGCGGUCGGGAUGUUGUGAUGGAGCCCAUGCAGGCGCUGCUGGCUCUGGCUCUCAUGUGCCCUGUGCCCACUCCCUGCCACGGCGCAGGAGGACAGAGGUAGCGAGAUUUAUUGUGACCUUGGUAGCAGAAGAGAAGGUCAAUUAAAUGCCACCUGAUAAGGUACGCGGUGAGUUUGUCCCUUAAUUUGGGUUGAAAGCUUUUUGAUGCAGCGCAUCACCAAAUAUUAGAGAGAUCUUCACCAUAAGCUGGUUUGAGCUUCCCUAGGAACCAGCCUUUGAAACUGGGUGUCGUGUUCCCUGACCACCUCCCAAUAUGUGCCACGUUCUCCCUGUCAGCUCCUGCCAGUGGACCACAAGAAAUUCGCUGGCACAGACUGGCAGAGCCCAGUGAAUUGCAAUAGUGCUUUACACAACCAAUUGAAGAUCAUGUCCGUCAUCCUGGUUUGUUAAAGUUUUGGUGGGAUUUUCUCUUUUGGGUUUAGGGUUUUCUUAAAUUCACACAAAAAUGUAGUUUUGAAUUGAAUAUGGCUAGCAGUUUAAAAAGCAGAUUUUAUUAAAGUCCUUCCUAGGCUGACAUUAUGGGCAGAGCCUUCAUGAAAGUGGACAUGAAAUGAGUGAAGCAUAGGGGAAGCUAGAAUUUGUCAUGGAGCCAUUACGCAUUGGGCCAAUUACAAACCUUAAAAUCCUAAAUUAUGUAGAAGUGACUGGAAAUUAGGAAAAUAAAAUUUGCCCUUUUCUCCAUUUUGCUGAUACAGAUAAAAAUGUGCUCUUAACACUGCUGCUAUUAAAAAUAAUAAAGAAGUCCUUUUAGCUAGUGAUAUGGUUAAGGACAAAAUUCCUAGUUGUGUUGAUGACUAGAGGGCUGGCUGUGAAUUAUUGGCUGCCCAUUCAAGGCAUAAGUGGGUCUCUCAGUGGUGACCUGCAGCUUCAGAUGGCUUUGUGCAAAGAGUUGAGCUUAACUCAUGUGCAGGAGGAGAGCAGAGUGUGAUAAUGAGGUACUUAGAAUUAGUAAAUCUUCAUAAAUACAGAAGAAGUUUCAGUGUCACCAUACUGACAGGAGAAGUACUGGCUUUUGCUAGGCUAAAAACCACAUUGUCAGUAAAAUGAAUGUACUGUGACGGGAACCUCUCUGAACACCAAAUACUUCAUCCUUUCUGAAGAGCCCAGCAUUGUGAGCUUUAAGAAAAGCAUGUGAUGCUUGAAGAAAUGACCAAACAUCACACUUGGUGUAUAAAACAAGAUACCAGAACUGUAAUUAGAUACCUAAACAGUGUGACUUCUUGUUCUGUCAUCUUCUCUGAGUAGUGCCUGUCUGUAGUUCCUACAUACACCAAGAGGAAUCAGAAGGAUGUGGGGGUUUUAGUCUUGUGGAUUUUCUUAAUUUAAGUAGUAAAUAUUUAUGUCUAAGUACAAAGUAAAAACUUUUGGCCAAAGUUUAUUAUUUAAUUAUUUCACUACUCGCAGUGCUCAAAAUGAAGUAGAGACCCUUUGGGAUUUCGCCAUCUUCUUCUAGGCAUGAAUGCAAAGAAAGCACCCCUGCAGCAGAACAGCCAUCUCUCCACCCUGCAUGGCUUCCUCAGGGUUUUCAGCUGUUAUGUGGGAAACUUUGCUGCAGUAGUUCUUAGCUGGAUGCUCUGGAAAGGUAAUGGAGACCACAUUUCCACAAAGUAUCAGCUGGGAUAUGCAGGGGGAGCAGGAAGAGAUCCCUUUUUUCUAGAAAUUAACUGUGAGAUCAUGAUGAGAAUUGGCUUCCCUUUUUUGCUCUAAGCUUUUCCAGUAGCAGGAAAGCAUAUUCAGCACUUAAAGUCUUGGAGGUAUUUUGGGGGGUUUGUGGUUUGGUUUUGUUUUGUUUUUUUUAACUAGUGAGAGAACCACUGUUUUGUUAGUAGUGCAUCAGGCCCAAGGUUUGAUGCAAAAAGUAAGGAGGCUUUAUUUUGUAAGCAGAGAACUUAACAGCUUCAUCAGGCCACUAGCUUCAGCAGUUACUAACUUCUAUAACUAACUUCUACCGUUCUUCUUUCUUCUAACAAAUAGAGAGUGGUCCACGUGGCAUCUUCUCUAAUCAGCAUGGCAUCCUGCCUCAAAGCAGGCUUUCUUGCCUUGGUCUGCUCUGUAAAGUUGGUGGUUCUGGGAAUGUUCUUAGCAGCCCAUAGUUUCAGGAGACCCCUGUGUGCUUGUUGUUCAAUAGGGGACUUAUAGAGCAGGAGCUGAGCAAGGUCUCCAUGCCUUCUAAACUUGUACUUCACCAUGCACUGCUCCUGCAGGGUGUUGACCACUUCUAAGGCUAACACAUGCCACCUUUCCAGCCAAAACACCACUAAGAAAGAAACCCAUGCAGCAUGUUGCGAAGCAUAACUCCCAGUUGUACCUCUAAGGAUGCAACAGACCAGAUGACCAAGGGGAAGCAAAUGCACUACGAGACAUUUCCCUUCCUUCUUUCUUUUCCUGUGGUGUCAGUUUGGCAAGCAGAGAGGAAUGAUUUUGAUUUUAAUAAAUGCAGAGAGCAAGCCUUCAAAUUUAGAGUUGGAGAGGGGGUUGGUGGGUUUUGUUUGAUAUGUUUGGUUCAUUGAUCAGUUGGGGUUGUUUUGGUUUUUUAAUGACUGAUAUUUUUGAACUGACCUGCAUACUGAUAGAGGUCCACGUGGCUCUCGGAGAACAGCACCCUUGCUCUAUAUACUUUACAUUAAUUGCUUUGGUUUCUCAGACUGCACUAGUCUAAAGUUUUGCAUCCUUUUCCUUUAGAAAUGCUUUCGGCUGUUUCCUUCAAUGUCUAACAGUUGCAUAUUCUCAGGGAUUUUUCUUAGCCAUGGCAAAAUAAGAGUAAUCACAGCCUUACCCCGGGGGACUAAGGCUGCUUUUUGUGAAAUUAGUAUAGCUGAGUGUAGAACUCUGAUACAGCACAUGACACCGAUGGUGUCUGUCCAGUGCACAACCUUGCUGAGACAUGGUAAAUCCCAAAGCAAUCUGAUAGAAGUGCUAUCUAGUACUGAAUAAUGGCUGUCAGCAUAUUUGAAUAGAGAUCAUACACACAUUUUUUAAUAUAGUGCCAUUGGCAUUAGACCAGAGCUCUGAAAUAAUUUCAGUCGAGUUCUGCUUAGUAAUGGGAGGCUUUUAUUUAUUUUAUUUAUUUUGUUGUUAUAUUUUUAAAAACAAACUAUGUUCUGGGGCCCCCUCUGCUAUUUUAAGACACCAUACUCAGUUGCAUAUUAAAGUUCUGUGACAUUACAAUUGUAGAAUAUGAACUGGAUACUCAAGUGCUUUAGUGUAAGCUGAAGGAGUCACUGAAAUAUCCCAUCUUGACACUGCUGUACUAUGGGUCUCCUUUUAACAUAUGCACUUAAAGGCUUUAUACCUUCACUUACAAGCUUUUUGUAAAAGGAUCAUCAAGAUUUAGGUUACAACUGUUUGCUUUAAAAAUGUUUUGUAGUUUGAAAAGUGUCACUUGGUUGGCUGGACAUAUAAAAAAUAUGCCCAAAAUGUGCUCCAGUUGUUGGCAGCGUGCUUUGGCAAAGGGGUGUGGACCAUUAUAGAAAACAGUGUUACAUAUGUCCAUAUGCUGGACUUGCUAACCUGUUGUUUUCAUUACCACUUCAGCUUUUGUGAAAAGCUUUAGGGAACCAUAAGCUGCCUUUCAGACACCAGAAAAGAUAAUUAACUCAUUCCUACCUGGCUGUCUUUCUCUCUUCCCCCACCUGGUCUCUACCCCUUCAUUUCCUCCCGUUCUCAUCUGCUUUGCUACAAGAGCUGUUGCUGUCAAGUCAAAGCAUCUUUCCAUAAGAGUGCAAAGUGGGAAGUUUUGUAAGUGAUACAAAUGUAAACUUGGAAAACAAGACGUGAAUUCUUUGUCAGGCAACGAAACAUACAGUCAGAUUGAGAAUGUACUGCUUUUCUCUGAAGUUUCUCCCUCAUUUGACAUAUUUUGCCAGAAAAAACAUAUACUUUGAACUUUACAUUUCACCAAUGACAUUUAAAUAGGACACUUCAGACUUGGCAGUUCUGCCUCUUGGGAGUGAAAGCACGGGAAUUUUUUUUUUUAAAUUACCUAUUUCUCUUGUCUUGCCUGUAUAGUGCAGGUGACAAAACAAAAAGAGAAGAAUGGUGGGAAUAACGGAGUUCAUGCCUCUUUGCUGCUUUCCGUAGCCCCUUGGUGAACAAACCCUUCAAACUGCUGCAUGCUCCAAGCAAUAUAAGAGCACCAUCGUGCAGAAGGGUUUUCACAGUGCACUUACUGGUUCAGAGCAAGCCCAGGCAGUAGCUGAUCCUGCUCACAGAUCACACAGGGAUUUAAGCACUUGCUUUGAAGUUAGAACACAGGCGCAUGCUUCACUUAAACACAUGCACCAUCCCACUGGCAUGCGGUUCUUCAAAAUGUAGCCUUUAACUAUCAUUUGUAAUAUCCCUUCGUUGGUAUGGGAUUUCUGCCCCCAGAUACUCCAGGUGUUCUAGAGGUGUGUUGUUUUUUCUUUUUAAUAUGCGAAACUUCUGUGUUUUCUUAUCCUGAUUUCUGCUUAGCACUUAAGUUUCUUAACUUUAUUUUGCAUCGCAGCAUUCAUGGGGUCCAAAACUUAAUAAUUCCUUUAUUUAAAGCCAUCUUGAAAGUUUGAGAUUUGCGUCUACUUGAAACUAAACAAGUAAAUUGCAUUCCAGAAUGUGGUGACUAAACUGAAAACCAAAGCAGCUUGCUUUUGUGGUUUCCUUGCCUGUUUUCUUUUUUCAAGCCAAUUUUGGGCAUACAUUUUAUCAAUGUCAAGCUGAGCUUCCUGCAAGCCUUACUUAUACAUUCUAAAGCACAUUAUAUACAUACUGAAACACAUCUAAAGAUAAAGAGAAGGUAUAUUGCCUUACACUUUAAAUUUACUUUAUUCUAGGGGCUUGUUCUUGCCCCCAAAAUCACCUCUUCCAGUGUAAGCAUUGCACAAAUUGUGCCGUCAUAAGCAGUUCAGUCUGAAAUAUGUACUUUGGAGUUUCCAGUCUGCAUCAUCCCUCAAAUCAUACAGCAUCUGUCUCUUCUUUUGGAGCAUUGUUAAACCCUUUGUCAGACUUUUAUAUUAUUUCAUUACAAUAAACUUAUUUUAAAUAAGCAUGUUUUAAAAUCUCGCUUUCUCUUUGCAUGGGUUUUGUUUCUUUUAUUACAACAGAGGGCCUAAAGUGCUCUUCAGGAAUGCAUCUGUUCUAGGUACUGUGUGAACAGUCAAAAACAGUAUGUUUCUGGUUCACAGAAACUGCCUGUCUGUAUCUUUGUAUGAAGAAUGUUAACACACAUGGAGCCUGUUUUGACUACGAGAAUAAAGCUGUUUCUGGCA